UUUUUAGAAAUUCAUAGUGUUUUUGUAUUUUACCUUCUUAAAUUACAUAUCAUCCAUUAUAACAUUUUGAUACACAUCACAUAAAUAGGAUUUGCUUAAUGGCACUCUAGAUUCGAAUAAAUUACCUUCGUAAUUUAGCAAAUAUAAACUAACAAUAGGAAACAAUCUUUGACUAUAGUUUAUACUUUACAUGCUGGAUAUUUCAGAAGGCAUUCCAGUUUUUAUCGCGGAGACAUUAAAUGCAAUUUAAUACAUUACAAAAACUUGUGACCUGUUUACACUAUCAACUUAAAAUAAUUACUCUUUUUCGCAUUGCAAAAUUAAUGAAAAACAAUGAUGACUAUCAUUGCGUGGGUGGGGCAAAAGGUGCAAUUUUUCCAAGUGCAAUCUGAUGGUUACUUUGUUCUCGCUCGCUUGCUGGCUGCCCGUGUUUCCCUCUCCACCAAUCUUGCAGACAAACAGCCUGCCUGCCUGCCGCACACUUCUCACUUUGAUUAUGACUCUAGGUCAGCAGCGAAUUGUAGUAAUUCUUCCGUUCAAACUAUCAAAAUAAUCACAAAUUUCUGCGUCUCGUUUUCUAAUCCAGCUGGGAUAAGCAGUCCCCAAAAUGAACUGGGAAGAACGGUACAACAUCCCACCAUCUUUGAGAGGAGUUGAGGUGAGGGACCAUACUGGAAAAAUUUGUCCACCUGCACCGCCACCGACCUACGUCUACUAUGAGCAGCCGGGCGUCUGGCCACCCUAUUAUCAACAGCAACCAGUGCCACAACAACCACACGGUCAGCAUGUCAACUCGACAAAUGGGAACUACUACGUUACUAAUUCAUCGAUGCCCUCAUCUGCGCCUCAGUACUUCAACUCGCCGUAUUGUCCACCUCUUGCUACGAUGCAGCCACAGCCAACAGGAAUGGACUACGGACAACAGAAUGGCAUGUACGACUUUCAAAAUGACAACUCCAUUGCUCCCCAAGCACCUUCAUCAUAUCGGCAGGAACAGGAAAUAGGUGGAGGAGGCUAUUUUGACUCGGUCCUUUAUCAAGAUCAACACCAAUUUGUAGCAGAACUACAACAAGAAAAUGAGCAACAGUGGCUCGCAGAUGAAGCUACUUCCACUGUCAUUCAGCCCCCUUUUCCUACUCCUUCACCUGAAAUGUAUCAAGCUCAAGCGUAUGAUAAUUAUGAUAUAAAUCAAUAUCAACAAUUCCAAUCCUCAUCACUAGUGCCCCAACAACAAACUGAAGAGCCCGGACAUAACAUGAUGACAUUCUAUAGUUCUGCAUCUUCAGAGCUGCCUGUCGAAAGGAAUGACACGACUAGCGGAAUACAUGAUGAGCUGGGAUAUUCCACGGUCAUGACUCCAAUCAGCCAGUCGUUGGAAGUAUCAGAAACUAAUAAUGAAAACGAACCUAUUUGCACUCCUCAACAUCCGCAACAAGUUGCAAAAAUGGAUCAUGAAGAAAUGAACACAUAUGAAAAUCUUGCGUCCACAGCGGGUGGGCCAAAAGUUCCUCCAAAGACUGACCGUUGUCUAAGAAAUUUGGAUGAUACUCUGAAGAAAACCACUGAUUUACAUUUCCUGUCUCCGUUUCUUCUCCCAGAACUCCAAUAUAUCGCAAAGAUAGCCCCCAUGCUUGAUAUUAUUACACCACUUGAAGAACGCCAUCCUGCAGUUUAUGAGUUGAUAUUCUAUUUGAAAGUUCAAAAUUGUUUUACUACGUACUUUCGACUUUGGAUUACAGGAGACUAUCCUGCCGAAGCUCCAGGGGCGCUUUUUGACUUUUUUCCCGAAGGUGUUACUGUUCCGGCAAAAAGGGAACACGUGAACAGUACUUUAAAAUUGAGUAUCCAGUCCGUUCCAUUUCAUGGUUUCCGGGUGAAGGGACUUCUUCAUGCAUGGCUUUCGUUAUGCAAGCAGUACAUUUCCCUUUGUCAGAAAAUGAAGCUACAACAAAUUUCCUCAGUCAAGAUGAAAAAUUAAUUGAGGAAUGAAUUGUAUUUUAUCAAAGUUUAUUUAAUUGCAAGGCUCAUGUUGUGCUGUAUCAUUUAGUUAACUUUUACCUAUAGACGCUAUUAUCAUCUUAUUGUGUGUGAACUUAUGAUAUUUUGCAUGCAAAGCAUGUAACGGUACUUGGUUUUUCAAAUAAACUAGUUAUAUCC
Folsomia candida is the source of this 2157-nucleotide messenger RNA. RefSeq lists its product as uncharacterized. Lineage: Eukaryota; Metazoa; Arthropoda; Collembola; Entomobryomorpha; Isotomidae. The coding region runs from base 608 to 1978 and encodes 456 amino acids. The transcript is spliced from 4 exons. The record is from RefSeq and is a predicted model, not a curated record.